This is a messenger RNA of Danaus chrysippus (African queen), 1908 nucleotides long. NCBI's taxonomy places the organism in Eukaryota, Metazoa, Arthropoda, Insecta, Lepidoptera, Nymphalidae. The record is from the annotation of a GenBank genome assembly.
AUGAGACUCGCAGCGCUUCUAGCGCUGGCGACGGCGGUGAGCGCGACCGAGCUCACCGCUGUGGACUAUAUGAGGAGCAAGUUCUACAGGCUUGAAGAGGAGCUGUGGAAGAAUGUGACUGACCCCGAGUGGAGGGUGGGGGGUGCGGGGGGAGACGUCGAGCUGACCAAGGCCUUCGCCGCCUUCGACGUAAAACUGCAAGCGAUCGGCCGAGCCCGCCGGCCGCCGCUUGAGUCAUGGCUGUGGGUGAAGGCGGUGGAGAGGUUCCAGAUCAUAGAUGGCUACUACAAGGAGUUCGUGUCUUUCGUCAAUCGCCAGUCCGCGGCGGGCGCGGUGCCGGCCCCGGUCAGGGAGUGGCUGGACCUGGCCGAGGGUAUCCUCAUGGACCCCAAGUCGUCCGUGGCGCAGGCCGUCAGGAAGAUACACGACCUGCUGGAGCAGGGGAACAUGUUCCGCAUGACCUUCCAGGAGGAUCACCCGGACCUGUGCGAGCUGCAGCUGUCCUCUCACCAGCUCAUAUACGACAUGUACAACACCAUUUCACUCACAGAGAUCAAGGGCUACGCCAUGAUGCAGUUCUCAUGGAUGCUGCUGAGGAUAUACGGAAAAGGGAAUUUCACCCAGGAGGCGAGUCUGACACGUCAGAGAUACGGCGAAAGGACGUCCCGGACGGCGGCGGCGGCCAGGUCUGCUCUGGCUAUGGCCAAGAGAGAUCUCUACAGAUGUGACCCACCACAACACAAGGAAGGAGAGACGUACGCGGAGGUGACCCGUCUGUUGCAAGGCUACAUAGAAAACGAAGUGAACAUGAACUCCGACCAGACGUGCAAAGAGAACUGCGCCUUCUACACACUCGCCGAGCAACACUCGUGUUACGACGAGAAGAUGUUCUGCUCGCAGCAGCCCAAGUGCAAGGGCAGGAUCAUCAGCUGCCAGUACAUCGACUCCGACAUGUGGAUAUGUAAAGCGAGGAAGAACAGCAAUCGUAGAUACGAAUGGAUUGAAUAUGAGAACGGUCGCACCCUGGGGAAAGUCGGGAGCUGCACGAGAGGGACCACUAAGGUCGACUCCUGGUGGACAUGGAAACUCCUACACUGCUCCUACUGUUUGUGUCUUUGCGAAGACCAUAUCAGCGUAUCAGAGCGCACAUUUAGUUUACGAGAAACAUUGGCUGACAUGACCGCCAACAAGGUAGUGACCGGGCUGAGGCUCGUGAAGUAUGGAAGGGUUUUCCACCUCCAGAUAAGCGAAGGGACUCUCGGGGAGAGAGGUUCUAUCACACCGACUGGCUGGGUGCCGAUACAAAAAUUCGACAUAACUGAUGUCGGUGUGAAGGAGGGAGUCGACUACCAUACCCUCACUUAUGAGAGGCGAGCGAUUGAUUUAGACGAACUCGAUUCACCAACAGGUCACGUUCUGACAGGAGUCAGAUUCCGUAUGAUCGGUGCCCAUCUUCACUUUGAAAUACGUUCCACUCCAUUCAACUACACAACCGGUCGCCUGGCCCCCGACAGGAGCCAGUGGAUCAGUAACGACAACACCGAUGGAGCCGACACCAAACCCAGGGUCCGCCUGGAUCUGUACAAGCCGGACCUGCCGACCCGCAGUUUAUCACCGCUGCCGGUGGACUCGCAACACGAUCAGUACAUAGAGUUCACUCAUAGUGACUUAGACGCGGACGCGGCGCAGAGUACGGUGCCUUUCAUUGACAUCCAACCGCUCGAACCGUCGAAGGGCUCGGCCCUACUGAGCGGCGCGGGCAUCAUCCACCGCGGCGCUCGCGGCUCGGGCGGGUUCAUCUCUACCAAGCUGUUCACGUACGACUACUCCAGACACGUCAAGGCCGAGCUGCCUCCUAGCAGCUUCGAGGACACCGAGGCGGACCUGCCGCCGCUCAAUACCUUCUAG